Aspergillus uvarum CBS 121591 is the source of this 1115-nucleotide messenger RNA. Its product is annotated as PEX11 family protein. Lineage: Eukaryota; Fungi; Ascomycota; Eurotiomycetes; Eurotiales; Aspergillaceae. The transcript has 4 exons. Gene Ontology annotation, biological process: regulation of peroxisome size; peroxisome fission. Gene Ontology annotation, cellular component: peroxisomal membrane. Bases 132 to 839 code for a protein of 235 amino acids. The record is from RefSeq and is a predicted model, not a curated record.
CUCUCAUCCAUCAGCUGGCCUGUCCUCUCUCACAUACCGCUUAUCUCUCCACGAGGACGGAAUCCAUCUCCCGCUAUCGGCCGACAUCCCCCUCUUAAUCUCAACAACGCACAGAGAUCCCCAUCUUGAAAAUGGUUGCUGACGCCCUGGUCUAUCACCCUGCUGUGGCGCAUUAUUUGCGCUUUGUCGCGACAACUGUUGGUCGCGAUAAGAUCCUCCGCACCCUGCAAUACUUCUCUCGUUUCUAUGCCUGGUAUUUGUAUCGCACCAACCGCCCGCAGUCCGCUAUCGAUCCCUACAAUGCAAUCAAGAAGCAGUUCGGAACCACGCGUAAGAUUCUCAGAAUCGGAAAGUUUGUUGAACACUUGAAGGCUGCCGCGCUCGCCUCCGACAACAAGAACCCCAUCGACCCAGUACUCCGUUACCUUGCGGUUGGUCGGCAGCUUGGUUAUGCUGGGUACUUGUCUCUUGAUACCAUCACGGUUGUGGAUGCGAUUGGUGUCCGCAAACUUGCUUCCGUGAAACGCCUGCAGGACUCGGCCUAUCGCUCGUGGAUGGCAGGACUGGCGUGCAGCGCUGUUGCUAGUUUGUAUACCCUCUUCCGGCUGAGGGAGAAGGCGAAGACCCUUGAUCUUAAGGAAGGCGAGGGUGUCGUGGAGGCGAAGAAGCUUGAAAAGGAACGCUCCACGGCUCGUAUUCAGCUGAUCUCCGACCUGUGCGACUUGACUGUUCCUGUGUCUGCUCUUGGCCUUGCUGCACUUGAUGAUGGCCUCGUCGGUAUUGCAGGAACUGUCAGCAGUUUGAUUGGUGUCUGGUCGCAAUGGCGAAAGACUGCUUAGACAACGGAUGCUAAGUUUUUUCCAUGCAAACGCUUCAAGUAAGCGUGGAUUUGAGCCAUGGGAGAUUGAUGAUUCAUCGUCGAACAUAGGAAAGCCUGGGUUUUAUGCACUGGAUGGAUUUCCAGUUGAGAUUCUGCCCUGCAAUGCAGGUUUCUGUUAUUACGAUGUGUAGCCUAAGAUUUAUUCCCCUUUCUUGCGGUCAAAUGAAGCUUUGAACCAUGAAGCCACAAGAAUCCUCCGAUUUUGCAAUUUUAACAAAAUCGUGUACAUGUUGUU